Gossypium raimondii (Peruvian cotton) is the source of this 1578-nucleotide messenger RNA. RefSeq lists its product as uncharacterized. The transcript is spliced from 5 exons. The record is from RefSeq and is a predicted model, not a curated record. Bases 1 to 1578 code for a protein of 525 amino acids. NCBI's taxonomy places the organism in Eukaryota, Viridiplantae, Streptophyta, Magnoliopsida, Malvales, Malvaceae.
AUGAGAGAUAAGGCGUCUCGGUCAGAUACUAAAGCUCCGGCACGUACUUAUGCUAUCCGAGCAAAGGAAGAAGCUACAGCUCUAGACGUAAUUGCUGGUACAUCCUAUCUUUUUGAUGUUACUGUAAAUGUAUUGAUUGACCCUGGGUCUACACAUUCUUAUGUUUGCACUGCAUUAGCAUCAGAAAAGAAAUUGGUUGUUGAACCUACUGAUUAUUAUGUUCAAGUCACUAAUCCAUUAGGCCAAAGUGUAAUAGUUAAUUUAGUGUGUCAUGAUUGUCCACUGAAAAUAAAAGGCUAUGAAUUCCCUACUGAUUUGAUGUUACUAACUUUUCGAGAAUUUGAUGUUAUUUUGGGUAUGGACUGGUUUACGAAGCAUGAUGCUGUAGUAAAUUGUAGAGAAAAAUGGAUUGAUUUGAAAUGUCAGACAGGAGAGAUGAAUAUUGUUGAGUCUUCAAAUCCGAAAGAAAUUGUUGGAAUUAUUUUAGGUUUUUCAGCUCAGAGACUAAUGCAAAAAGGUAAUAAGGCAUUUUUAGCCUACAUUCUUGAUACUCGGGAUUCUAAAUUGAAGCUAGAACAGUUACCGGUUGUUAAUGAGUUUACUGAUAUUUUUCCUAAGAAAUUGUCAGGUUUACCACCUGAUCGUGAAGUUGAGUUUGUGAUUGAUGUGGUUCCAAGAACAACUUCGAUAUCAAUAACACUAUACAGAAUUGCACCGGCUGAGUUAAAGGAAUUAAAGACACAGUUGCAAGAAUUACUAGACAAAGGGUUCAUCAGACUGAGUAUGUCUCCUUGGGCUGCACCUGUUUUAUUUGUGAAAAAGAAAGACGGAUCUUUGAGAUUAUGCAUAGAUUACAGACAGUUGAACAGAGUCACGAUUAAAAAUAAAUAUCCCUUGCCCCGUAUUGACGACUUGUUUGACCAAUUGAAAGGUUAUUACAGCCAUUUUGUCAAGAAUUUUUCGAUGAUUGCUUCACCAAUGACCCGAUUAUUACAGAAGAAUAUUGAAUUUGUAUGGCCUGAUGAGUGUCAAAAGAGCUUUGAUCAGUUAAAGAAGAUGUUGAUAGAGGCUUCAGUUUUGACUCAGCUAGAAUCAGAGUUGAAAGCAAAAUCUAUGUUCCUUCAACAGAUUCAUGAAUUACAAGAUGAAGAUCUGAAAUUGGUGUUGAAAUGGCAGAUGACUGAUGGGCAAUCAGAACGAGUAAUUCAGAUUUUGGAAGACAUGUUGAGAUGUUAUAUUCUUGAGUUUGGAGGUAACUGGGAAAGUUUGAAGGCUACUUCUGACCGUCAGAAGUCAUAUGCAGAUUUGAAAAGAAGAGAAAUAGAAUUUGAUGUGGGUGAUCAAGUGUUCUUAAAAGUUUCAUCGUGGAAGAAAGUAUUGCGGUUUGGUAGAAAAGGGAAACUGAGCCCAAGAUUUAUCGAACCGUAUGAGAUUGUUGAAAGAAUUGGUUCGAUGGCUUAUCGGUUAGCUUUGCCUCCAGAACUUGAGAAAAUUCCAAAUGUGUUUCAUGCAUCGAUGCUGAAAUGGUACAAAUUAGAUCCUUUACACGUAAUUCCUUACAGUGAAAUUGAGCUUUAA